GGACAGGUGACUGAUGACUCCGCAUCUGUGAUUGGUCACUUGCAACACCCAGUCUUUAAUCACCUGCCACCUUCCUCUUUGCCGAAGAGUCAUCAAGAUGUCGGAGAAAAAAGAGGAAGAAUUACAGGAGGCAGCGCGACGGGUGAUGUCACUGCUGCAAAGCGCCCUAUCUCAGCCAGCAGCCAGAGACAGAGUUUCUGCAGAUUUUGCAAACCAGCCGCACACUAGUAGGCAAGAAGUUCCACAGCAGAAAAACACUUUGGAGCAAAACAUGGCAAGAUCCUUCCCAGGACUGUUUGUGAAAAAUCUGGGGAAAAAAGUGACUGGGAAAAGGGGACCACAUUCUACUGUUACUGACAUGAAAAGAAGACUCAGUACUGUCAAGUGUUUUCCAGUACAGUUCUACCUUGUUAACAAAUAUAUGGAGAAGACACCAAAAGCUGUAGAUGAAUUAACUCUUCUACAGUCAGGGAUGGGUCGAAGAACCAUCAGUAUCACAGAUGAUGCUGACCAUUCAUGGUUGUCUACAAAACUUGAGGAGACAUACUCUAAAAUGGCUGAUUUGAAGGGGGCAUGGAUGUUGUAUAAGGCUGUUGGUGGAUCUGGACAAAGAGAAUUGUGUAUUGUACCGCCUGAGGCAGAAGGUUAUACAGGUGCUUACCUCAAUACAGUUGCACGUGGGAAGUCAACACUGUACAUAGUACCAAUCCAAGGAACUCUUGAUACUUCACCUCUCCCCUACACUGCAAAGGAGUUUGAAAAAAUGCCAAAAGCAGCAUGCGAUAUGUGUUCAGAAAACAUGCCAGUCCAGUUAUUAGCGGCACAUGUGGCAUCUUGCAAGACGACUUGUUUGUCUUCCCCAGAUAACAGUCCUGCCAUGGAAGUUAUUGUGCAAAACUUCCCAGAUGACACUCCUUCUGUUGACACAUCUGUGACAGACUCCAGCAAUUUAGAUCUUCCUUCAUGUUUCAAGGGUUCUGAGAAAACAGCCUGUCCCAUUUGUGAGCAGUUUUACCCCAGUGACUUUGUGGAAAUCCAUGCAAGCUACUGUGGUGAAAGAUUUUGUGAUGAAACAGAGGCCAUCGACUUUGUAUAAAAAAAAAGUGAUGAAACGGAGAUCUAUCCAAA
This is a messenger RNA of Triplophysa rosa, 1128 nucleotides long. RefSeq lists its product as uncharacterized. Bases 98 to 1096 code for a protein of 332 amino acids. Lineage: Eukaryota; Metazoa; Chordata; Actinopteri; Cypriniformes; Nemacheilidae. The transcript has 10 exons. The record is from RefSeq and is a predicted model, not a curated record.